Molecule: messenger RNA, 333 nt
Organism: Trichophyton rubrum CBS 118892
Lineage: Eukaryota; Fungi; Ascomycota; Eurotiomycetes; Onygenales; Arthrodermataceae
Exons: 1
Coding region: 1-333 (110 amino acids)
Source: RefSeq, a predicted model, not a curated record
AUGGUUUUACUCCAUAGUAUGGACGCCUUAGUGGCUAUUCCACUUGGCGGCAUCAUCUUAGCCCUAUCUGCCUUCUUGCUCGCUCGAGAGGAGCUCAAAUCUUGCAUCCUAACAUCGAUCUCCUUUCCAAUUUCGAUCGCAUCGAGGCGUGUCAAAGCCUGGCGUUUUCUUCUGGAUGGUCCUAAUAUCAUUCAGGCCGGAUAUGACAAAGUAAGCGUUCACCCAAUAAAGCGCAACAACAUAGGAACUGAGCUGAUGUGUGGCCUAGGCCAAAGGUUCUCCAUACGAGGUCCUUGCUCCCGACGCUCGUUAUGUGUUUGUGUCUUCAGCUGA